This is a messenger RNA of Closterium sp. Naga37s-1, 1080 nucleotides long. Lineage: Eukaryota; Viridiplantae; Streptophyta; Zygnematophyceae; Desmidiales; Closteriaceae. The record is from the annotation of a GenBank genome assembly.
AUGAGAACGAUGGAUGCGCAGCUGCAGCAGCAGAUUGUCAAGGUUCAGAUGAUAGAAAAGGGCUUGCAAUCUUUAGCCACCUUCCACAGCACGCAACUCCUCAAGGGCUUCACCACUCUGGACCUCUCUGCACUCCCCUCGCCCUCCUACCACACGCUCGUCUUCCACCUCCUCUCACUCUCCCUCCACCACUCCGCAUCCCUCUCCACCGUAUCCACACUCAAAGCCUACCCCUCAAUAACCACCCCCUGCCUGCAACAAAUCAUCGUCCUGAAUCUCCCAGCACUUAGAAAGCUCGAUCUCAGCAACUGCACUCGCCUGGUCGACUCUGAUUUGCCUCUGAUUGCUCGAUUCACUCAGCUCACUCGCCUCUGCUUGGCUGGAUGCACUGGCUUCAGGUUCGGUGCAGCAGCACCGUACCCUGUCACAAGCAGUGCUCCAAACCUGGCAAACUUGACAGAUUUUGCGAAUUUGACAAAUUUGGCAAGUCUGACAAAUCUGGCAAAUCUGACGAGCCUGACGAAUCUGACAAACCUGAGGAGGCUGAAUCUGAGCAGGACGGCUGUGGGUGAUGAGGGCAUGGCUGUCUGGUGUCAGCUCACAGGGAUCACCACUCUAGACCUGCGCCACUGCGCGCGCAUCACAUGUCGGGCCAUGUACCAUAUUUGCCAGCUGCAGCACCUAGACACGCUCAACCUUGCCUGGGUGGCCAAUUCUGCAGCGGGUUUUGCAGCAAAUUCUGCAGGCUAUUCCGAUUCCGUACCUGGUGAAAGGUGGAUCAGGGUGCUGGGGCCCAUGGAAGAGCUCGCAUGGCUGAGCCUGUUCGGGUGGCAUCUGAGGGACGAAGCUGCCCUGUGUGCUGCAAAGUUCUUCCCAAGAUUGAGAGCUUUGCUCUGCUCUGCAACUGCUGGUGCUGGUGCUGGGCUGUGCGGUGGUGGUGGCAGUGGGUUGACCAAGAGUGGUGUGAAGAAGAUGGUAAAGAGGCUGGCUCGUUUGGGGGAGCUCUGGCUGCUUGGAGGUUCGGAGGAGGUUAGGAAAGCGGUGAGGAAGGAUCGGCCCUGGCUUAAGGUCCUCUCCUGA